AUGGAUCCAGAGCAGCCACCGGCAGCAGCAGGAGAUGCUGCCAGAGAGAAUAGCGCCAGCACAAGGCAGCAGAAGCAGGAAGAGUAUGAGCAAACAGCGCUGCGCCUCAGCCUAUGCAGCGAUGAAUCUUUCGCCGUUGUUCUGGGCAAGCUGCUGCCGCGCGCAAUACUGGAGUUGAUGACCUGUCCCUCGGCGUCUCUUCGCAAGGCAAGCAGCACCAGACAUAGCAGCAGGCACAGCUGUAGGCGAAGUGUCAUUUUAAUUGUGAACAGCUGUCUCCGUCGUGUUAAAGAGGCCCCAGAGGUGCCUGUUCCUGCAGAGGAGCUGCUGAAUAUCCUAGCUGCAGCAGAGCAGCAACAGCGUACGGGGGAGAAGCAACCGCUGCUGCAGCAGCAACUGGACCAACUCCAACUCCCCCCGGUUCGCGCAAGCAACUUGUCUGUGGCGAGGGGCAUCGUCCCUUUGUUCGUCUCCGCCGCGAUACAUCGCAGAGACGCACAGAGCCUUUGCUCUCUGGGUCUGCUGUUGCUUGAGCACUAUGACAAGUGGGCCACCUCCAGCUACCCCACGAUGCUGCUGCUGCUGUUGGAAUGUUUCACUGGGCCUCAAGUCCUACAGUCACUGAAGCGCAGCUGCAACAAUCCCAUGGGAAUACGCGUUCUAGAGGCACUUGCCGCAGUGGAGACGCAGCUGAUGGUUGAUGACGCCGCUGAUGCUGCUGCGGAAAUAAGCAAAAGCAGCAUUAGCGGCAAGUUACCUUGCUACAGCAAGCCGUCCGCCUCUUUCCUUGCAGCAGUGGAGGCGAUAUGCGAACUUCUGCUGUUGGGGGGGGAACCUUCUGGAGCAGCGGGAGCAGCAGAACUGCUGCAGAAGCAGCAGAUGCGGCAGAAGGCAAUACAAGUGGCACACAGCAUUGACUGGACCGCACUCCGCGCGAGGGAUCAGAAGCGAAACCCAAAACCUCCCAAGGGAGAUGUCGGGGCAUUUGUCCGCUGUUGGUUCGUGGAUGUGCUGGGGUCACAGGAAAAUGUUACUAUGGUGGGUCUAGGAGGAGCUGUACCAGCAUUUGGAGAUGCACCAGGAGCGCCGAAAGGACCAGCGAGAGGGCUCUCGAGUGGUACUGUCGGGCUGUGGGAAAGAAGUUGCAGGCUUUCUCGCCAAGAUUUGGUGAUUCAACAGACGCGCGCGGUGGAGUUGCUGACAAGAGCUGCUUGCUCUGCUCCUGUUGCAGACGAGAAAGUAGUAGCAGAUGCAGCAGCAGCUACAGUUGCUGCUCUUGCUGCUGCUGGUGAAUCUGGUACUCCGGUUGAAGCUCCAGGGGCCGAAAAUCCCGCCCAAGCAAGUGCAGCAUCGACAGCAGCAACAGCAGCAGCAACAGCAGCAGCAACAGCAGCAGCAACGACAGCAACACCAGCAUCGGCAACAGCAGUAGGAAAAGGAGAAAACAUAGUUUUGCCCCCUGUCAUCCUUGCGCCGAUUAUUCUGGGCAGCUGCGCCCCCUUUGCUUCGAUCGCUGAUCCCUGCACUUCUGCUUUGACUCGGCUGGCGACUGUGGUAACUGCUGCUGCUGCUAUAGCUUCUGGAGACGCUGCUGCUGUUCACACUGCCGGUGCGGGGGUCCCGGCUGCUAGCAACACGGACGACGAGCUACUUCUCCAGCUGCUGUUCGACUUGGUCCUGCUCCAUCCACUAGAGCAUCUGCGACACAUCCAGCACAUAAGGCUGUUGCUUGGCUACACAAGUCUCCGCACGCAAGAGUCUCGGGGUCCACUACCCAGUAAGGUGCAACAGAAGUUGCUGCAGCAGUUGGGCAAAAGCCGAGCUGCUGCAGAGAGGCGAUUUUGCCUCGCCGUGUUGCAGCUCCAGUGGGAGGCCCUGAGCCUGCUGCAGCAGGCGCUGCAGUGGGGGAUCGGCUCUGGACAGCCUACAACCCGCUUCAGUGCUGCCCUGUCUUUCCUGCAGUGGUGCCUGCGGCUGCAGCGCUGGUUCUGCUGUGACGUUCAUGCAGUUGGUGCCGGAGCUGCAACGGGUGUUGCUGCCAGCAACGAUGCAACUCAGCAGCAGCCGUUGCAGCAAAGGAUUCUUUGCCCCUCCUCAGCCCGCAUAAGUUGUUUGCUUCUGGAUUUCUUCUCCCGGGCGAUCGAGCAGCUGCUGCUGGUCGCAGUGCCACCAGCGCCAGAGCUUCUUGCUAUCAAUUUCGUGGGCUCACUUGAUGCUUCCGCUGCUGCUGCGGAGGAUCCGAACACAAACCCCGUGAGCAGGGCCCCGCAAUUGCUGAAACAAUUCAUGCAGUGCUCUGCUUCGGUUUUUGCGGCUGACGCGGUCGUUUCUCCUGAUCUCGUAUAUCAAAUGAGCCAAGACAACAUCCCUUCGUCGCUGCGUCCGCGCAGUGCAGCAGAGCUGCUGCUGCAGCCGGCAACUCGUGAACUACUCCCCCUUCUUCUGGACGCGAUAUCCACUGCCUGUCGUGUCUGUCCGUUUUGCCCCAUUCCCAACAGCGGCAGCAACGGGAGCAGCCCCUGUAGCAGCAGCAAGUGCUCGCUUGUUAGGGGACUAGAAGACGACGCUUCCCGGAGUGAUCCCUUGGAUGAGAAGUUGACCCAGGGGAUGCUUCAGCUGUUGCAGCAGCUGCUGCUGCUGCUGCCCCGUGCUAUCGAGGCUGAUGCGCAACAAAAGGGAACAAAACUGCAGUCGCAAAGACGACGCGCGGCCUCUGCUGCUCUCUCUCUCAGUGCGACCUUGGAUAACCCUACCACCCCGUCAGCCUUGCAAGCGCUGCGCAGCUGCAGUGAUUGGCUUGCGAUGCGGUUAGGUGCCCUUAGAGAGGCUCUGCAGCAACAGGAUGACGUGAGGCAGCAGCAUCGGGCGCAGCUGCGGCAGCUACGGCAGCAGCACGACUUCCUUGAGGAACAACUUAUAGCUAUGCUGGACUGGACCUGUGCCAUUUGGUUGCAUCUGCCUGGAACUACAGCUGCAACGCAAACAGCCCAGCGGAAGGAAACUGAACCUAGUGAUGCACCUCUUGAGGCGAGCCAAGGCGAUGCGUCUGUCAGUUCUGUGGCGGCGCAGCAGCUGCUGCUUCAAGAAGUGUUGAGGUUAGCGGCGAAGGCCUUCCCCACGAACCACCCUGCCCACAGCUUUUACUGCCUGAUCUGUUUGAGUGUGGAGACGGCUACCGUAAGCAGCGGCAACAGCAGCAGCAGCACAUCGAAGGGGGCUUCUGUGGCUGAAACGGCCGCAGGCAUUUUGAAACAAUCUGAACGCCAGGAGGCACCUUCGUUCGCUGCAUUGCUUCACUUUUCUCUUCCUCGUCUCAACCCAAACAGGGGCGGAAUCGUUAGUGCUAGCGGGACAUCGUCGCAGCAACAAGGGCCUCCUGUUGCUCACCUUUCCGUCGAUCCCCGUGGCGCGCAGCAGCAGCUUGCUUCUGCAGCUAACGUAUCACCAGAAGAAGCAGCACAGACGCUGCUACCCCUCGCGACACGCCUGGGGGAACUGCUGCAUGCCGACCUCCGGCUACAUGCAUGCAUGCGCCUUGAGAACAAGGAGCAGCCCGCGAAAGAAGGAGGUCCAGGAGCAGAAACAGCCACUGCAGCUGCCGCAUCUGCAGCUCCAGAUACGAGCUUACCCGUGAAGAAGCUACGUCUCGCCUCAAAAGAAGACUUGAUGGUUGCUGCAAAGAGCGCUGAAGUUGGCGCGGAAGACAUGCGUUUGUUUGCAGUGCUCUUACUGCCACUGCUAGUGGCUAGGCAUCCCGAUGAGGCCGUCAGUGCUUCUAUGCGAUGCACCUUUUGUCGGUGCUGGAUGGGGCUGUUACGGUGGCAGCAACAGCAGCCGCAAGACAGGGAAAAAAGUGCAUGCUUGCUGCCAUUGCUUUCCCUGCAAGAGCCCCUGUUGGUAUCUUCAGUGUUGUUUGCACCGCUUGGAGCUUCCAUCUCUGCUGCUCCCGUUGUUGCUGAUCCAGCCGCAGCAAAGAAACGCGGAGAGGCUCGGCAUGCAAUGCAGAAGACGCGGGAAGAUGCGCGGAGGGCUGCAGCAGAUUUGAUGCGUCUCCUUGCCGCUGCCGUGCAGCAGCAGCAACAGCGACAAGGGGAGCCAAAGAUACUCCAGACACCAGGAGGUGAACCGCUGCUUGCAGCAUUCCUCCCUUUCCUCUCCGGGUCUGCCGUUGACGUGCAGCAGAUGAAGCGUACCAAUAUCUUUGCUCCAGAACCGUGUUUGCAAGAGCAGCAGCAGCAAACUCCUCUUGAUGAUGCGCUGUACCUCCAGCUCAAGGAAGCUCUGAAACAACGCCAGGAGCUGUCUUUGCAGACCCAAGAGCAACAACAGCAACAUGUGCAGCGUAUCCCAACACCGGGAGAGCUAGCCGGGAGCCUGGUUGUCGUGGGCUCUGUGCUUUCUGCUGGGGAGAACGAAAUACGCAACAGAUGCGAAGACAACAAAGACAAGGACAUUAUCGUUCAGGCAGUCGCUGCAGUGCUGAAGCACUUUUGCUUCUGGGCCUCUGCGUACUGUGGGGAGGACUGCGUGAAAGCUGCAUUUCCGCUGCAGCAGCAGCGACUUCAAAUGGCUGCUUUUGCGGCGUAUGCCCAGUCUUGGGCGGAUGCCCUGUUGCUGUGCAGCCUGGAGGCACUCUCACGAGCCCUGAUGGACCAUUGGGAGUCUGUGCUAGUUGCGGUACUCUCUGUAGACGAACCACAGCAAAAUGAACAGGAAAGAGAAGGUCUUCAACAACAGCAAAGAGACAGAGAUGUUGACGCCGUUGAGUCUUUGCUCUCCCUUCUAACCACGAUAUCCAAGGCUAGCCUUAGCCGCUGCGUCGCUUCAGAAACAGGGCUCAUGUUGCCAGCUGCAAAUGCCUCCCAACGAACCGGCCUGCUGUUGCUUCAGUCCUCUCUGCAGUCAGUCGCUUCUCUGGCAAGUCUCUGCGCAGCGCAGGCUUGCAGGCUCAGCAGCAGCAGCAACAAGGCUGACGCAUGGCGAGGGCCCUACCACCGCGCUGUUAGAUGUUUGUUGGAGACAGCAUCCCUGGUCGCGCCGCAGCUCCGCUCCGCCGCGGCUCUUGCUGUGGUGCGGCUUGUGUUGGACUUACACCGCAUGCGCUUUGCUCCAGCUGCAGGUACAGUAACAGCGGAGACACAACUGCACUCUCAGGGGGGGGAGGCAGCUAUGGCUGGGGAGUUGAAGCAGGUGUUGCUCUUGCUCUUGCAGUUGGUGCAGCUUCAGCAGCUGGGAGCAGAGUCGGAUGGGAAGAAGGCCUCAGCAGGAGAGGAGGAGAAAGCCGCUGCAGCAGCUGUUGACGCUGCAACAGAUUCCGCCGCAGCCAACGGCAUCAAUGCAGACCUUGCUCGUCUUGUCUUCGCCUCACCGAAUUUGAAGGUGUCUUUGUGGCAGAGGGUCUCCAGCUCUGCGGUCUGCUGGCUCUCGGCACUGUUGCUGCAUGCAAAGCACUUACCAGAAGUCGCUGCAAUGCUGGUACAAUUUCAGCGAGUUUUCCUCUCCAGAAUUGGGGAUGCAGAUACAUUUGUGGGUCACUGCGCGUGGCGGGGGAUCAGCCGCUGUUUCCUUGCCGCUUGCUUAUCUACGACAGAAGCACCAGCUGCGGCGUCGACGAGCACUGCAGCAACAGCAGCAUCGAAAUGCGCAGCAACGACAGCAGUGACAGAAACCACGUCGAAAGGAAAACCCGGCACGAUACGAGAUAUGCUACUUAACGAACUGUCCCUUCACGUGGGCUCUCGCAUUUCCACUGGUCCUAAUGAGCAGGCGCUGAAGAUGCAGGGCUUUUCUGUGCCGCAACAGCAACAGCAGAAAGACAUCGUGGAAGGCAGUAAAGAGGAAUCAAGUGACUCUUUAUUGGCCGGCUCAGCUGAACUACGAGAUGCGGAAGGAGGCCUGGCAAGGUCCAAGUUGCUGCGGCAGCUACUGCAGACAGCAAAAGACAUUGGACACACGGCUGCUGUGUAUGCAUUGCUUGACCAGCCCCUCCCGCCUCUGUUUGUAGAACCCCUGUGUAUUGCUGCUUGCGACGUCUCUACCCCGUGCUUCUGCCUUCCGGCUCUCAGACAGCAUCUUUUACUCAGUCCUCACGGCAGUUUAGAAGCUGGUACAGCAAGUGACACUGCUGCAGCAGUUGCAGGCACUGAAACAUCUGCAACACCAGGAACAGUAGACGACGGAGACGAAGCAACCAAAGCAUCAAUAACUCCAGCUUCGGGAGAGCGGGAAACUUUGGUUGUGAAGGCCCAAAUCUCAGCCCUGCGAUUUUGCUGUCCCCUGCCCCUUUUGUUCUGCCUCUCCGUGUACUUCUGGCACUCAGCGAUGCCACUUAGACAUGCCGUGGAGAUGCUUUCACAGGCAAUCUACGGCAUCUCCUCGGUGGUGGACUUCACUGGCCCUGGUCCUGCUCACAGCACGUUUAUGCUUGCAUUGCAGCAACAGAAGCAACCACAGCAAAACAUCCAACUCUCCGCAUGGCAGCGUGUCGUGCAGCAGAUUGUCAAGCGCCUGCAAAGUCCCAAUCAGCUCCUCAGAGAAGCCGCAUGCAAGGCUGGAGCAGACGUGCUAAAACGAGGCCAUGCCUGGGCUGAGGUCGAACCCUUCUUUGCAGAUCUGUGGCUCUCUGGCGCUCGCUGUCUAGAUGAUAUCGUUGACGAAGUUAGGGCAGCAGCGGCGGCCCUAGGGCGUGCCCUCAAGACCCUCACAGUGGAGAUAUGCAGCGAGGGGUCUCCACUCGUAGCAUCGGUGUCCCUUCUGCAAAAGAUAUGCGAACUGCACGGAGGAAACAAAGAGGCAAGAUACCGACACGUGGCGAAGCAAGAGGCUUCCACUUCUCUCUCAACAGGCUUGUUGCAUCAUUUGUCUUGGCUAUACUGCAGCAUGUGCAGCACUGCAGAGGUCCGCAUCCUCUGCCUAGACGUUCUUGGAGAUAGCGUUGCCCACUGCUUCGCGUCGCAGCGGCGGAGGCAAUCAAAAGAAACUGUCAAGAUGGACUCCGAGACACGCGACAACCCCGUCACCGAUGCCACCACCACCCCCACUAGUGACAAAACUAGCAGUAGCAGCAAAGACUGGUUGGUUCCCCUGGUGUUGUUUCUGAUUGAAGGGUUGGCCGCGUUUGAGCCUCGCGCUUUCUCUUACCACCAAUUUCACGCUGAGAGACUUCACGGGAUCUCGCAGACAGACUUCGAGAAAACCAGGGUGUCUCUUUCGCAAACAAGCAGGGCAGCCAAAAUCCUUAAAGAUAUUGCCCGGCAAAUGGACCUUAGCGCUGUGGGGCCGCUCGUGCAGCCAUUGGUACAAAAGCUGCGAGCAAGCGUUGGCGUGGCGAGUCGUUGUGGUGUUUGCUUUUUUGUAUGCUGGUUGUUUGACGAGUGGGGUAGUAAAAUACCUGAUGCGGCCACACACUCCAAGCGGUUGCUCAAGGCUUUCGCUCGCAGUCUCCUGGACGCCUCACCGACCGUUCUAGAGAAGCAGCUACUGCAGCUGCCAUCGCCUGAAUGCAUUAACUCCAAAGAGAGAGAGGAAACACAGCUUGGCGUGGGAAAUGCCCUUCUGCACGUCUCCAGGCGGGCGAGCGAGCUGUUUAAUGGAGAGUUGAAGGGAGCCAUCGGAGCCGUGGCUUUUUGCCUUCGCCACAGCAGUAAUGCAGGUGUUGCUGAGGUUUAUAGGGACCUCUGGACAGAGGUUGCUGGCUCAGACGCGUUCGGAAUACCCCGUUACCUUUGUCCUAUUAAGGCUAAAUUGCAGCAGCAGCUGGAUCUUUCAGUGCGGGAAGAGAGACUCACUGCUGCACGUGCUGUUUCUACCAUAGCAGCCCACGUCGCUUCCAUCUGGAGAGACGGACUCCCGUCAGAAUAUGCAGAUGCCCAAGAAGUGUCGGUCAUCCGGGAUCUGCAAGAGGCCGUCACGGCGCGUCUGCUGCAGGGUCAGGCGUCCUUUAAGGGUGCAGCGCCUCUGUACAUUGCAGCGCUAGAUGCAAGCGCUGCUCUAGACGGGCUUAUGAUGCUGCAGCGGCUGUGUGGCUCUGCAGCAGCAGAAAACAAACGUGCAGCCGAGUCCGAAUCCCCAGCUGCACCGAGUGGCAGCAGCGCUACCGUCGCCAAGCGUCUGCUGCGGUUGCAUGCUAGCGACAAACUAGCGAUUGUGGUGCACAUCCCCAGCUGGUUACAGUUCUUGCCUCCAGAAACGCGCGCUUACCAGCCGUUUGACGAGCUCCUUGCCCUUGUUCACUGCGUUCUGAAAAGGGUUGAUCAGGGGUCCCCUGACGACGAUGAAUCGUCGGAAGAUGGCGGCCUGGAGAGGGGAAAGGCUACGCAACAAGGAGGGGAGCCAAAUUCCACCAGCAGCAGGCAGUUGACUUCCCGCGAUGAAGCUGCCAUUCGGGCAGGAGUUCUGGCACUGCUGCGCCUCAUACGGACAGACAUUUGCCUGAGGCUCGGUGUGGAGCACGAGCCAAGAGCUGCAGAAGGAGCAGAGGGGCUAGAAUCGGAAGAAACACCUGCUGUGAAUGUAUCUGUUGCCUCGUGGACCAGCCUUCCGGCCAACGAAGGCGGCAAAGGGAUCUCGGUAUUCACUGCCUGGAAAUGCACGGGCAGCGAUAGUGGAAACGACAGCGGCGGCAAUAGCAAUACUGGCAGCAGCGGACAUGCCGGUGUGAAGGAAUUCCUGGGUUUGUUCGUUCGGUACCAGUUGACCUCUGUACAGCUCAAAGUUGACAUUCUGCAGAGAUUGUCAGACCUGGUUAGCCUUCUGACAAGUCUGUCUGUUUGUCUCUGCGCCGUUGCGGAGCCUCGCGAGUGGUGGGCUGUCUUCACGCGCCUUGGAGAAAUGCUUGGGCAGAGGAAGUACCCCAGGCUCAGACUCGCUGCAGCAAACACUGCAGCAGAGCUCGUGCGACACUACAUACAUGUUGGUUCAAGCUCUACCAAAGAGCAAGAGAAGCAAGAAGCAGAACGGACAGCUUCGACAGGCGCAGCAAGCAUCAAAGGUGGAGACACAGAACUACACCGGAACUUUUGCAUCCCUGUGGAAGAGUUGCUGAAUGUGGCAGGGCGCGUAGCAUCAACAUCAUCAACAGAAACAGCCGCAGCAGGGUCACUGCAGGCAGCUUCCGCCUCUUGUCAGGGGACUUGGUCAGUGUUUUCACUGUGCAUAUCUCCGCUGUCAAGUAACCAGCAAGAGCAGCAAGACGAGACCUUAAGUGAGGUGGGAGGUCGAGUUCAGGAGAUGCAAAGAUCACUUCGCCUCCGUCUUAGCGAAGCCCAGGAUAGGGAAAACGCCUGCUGCAAUAUACGCACCAGCAGCAUUGCCACUAGGCCCGACUCCCCCCAUUGA
Eimeria mitis is the source of this 9336-nucleotide messenger RNA. RefSeq lists its product as uncharacterized. The record is from RefSeq and is a predicted model, not a curated record. Lineage: Eukaryota; Apicomplexa; Conoidasida; Eucoccidiorida; Eimeriidae. The transcript has 15 exons. The coding region runs from base 1 to 9336 and encodes 3111 amino acids.